This is a messenger RNA of Trypanosoma cruzi, 1827 nucleotides long. RefSeq lists its product as uncharacterized. The coding region runs from base 1 to 1827 and encodes 608 amino acids. The record is from RefSeq and is a predicted model, not a curated record. Lineage: Eukaryota; Euglenozoa; Kinetoplastea; Trypanosomatida; Trypanosomatidae. Gene Ontology annotation, cellular component: nucleus. Gene Ontology annotation, biological process: box C/D snoRNP assembly. The transcript has a single exon. Gene Ontology annotation, molecular function: RNA binding.
AUGACAAGAAGGUGGGAUGCUUCUCCGGGCCCCGCUGUGCGCGUCACGGGCGACUCGACCCGAAUGAUUUCGUCGGAUCUCUUAUGCCCCUCGGAAGAGUCGGCCCAGCGACAACGCCGGUAUGUUGCCCCGGGGCACGCCAUCCCCGAUGGUGCGGGACAAGUGGGCAGCCAAAACCAGCAACCGCAUUUUUGUCAGAGUUGCCCUCGACCCGUAACGCAAAACUUGGCUCCGCCCGCCCCACACGUGGCGCCCAGCACUGGGCGACAUCAAGAUCCACCGCAUGAUCAUCGCUCCCAUUCUCGUGGAAAUCAUGGCGUGGAGGAGAACAGGAGGCAUAUAUGCAUUCGCAUGUUUCUUCCGCCAUCAUUUCCGGAUACAAACGCGCGCGGAGAAAAAAAGAACCGUGAGCUGCGUUCUUGGCGUGACUUACCGGCAAACCCUCUCAAUGGACUUCCCGGGUUGGCAACCCAGGUGGUACCCGUAGAUCGUGAGGAAUGCAAUUUUUACUGCGAUGCCUGCCAGAAAGGGUUUUUUUCCCAAGAGCGAUACGACGGGCAUAUGAUGGACCAUGUCUGGUGUACCAUGCCAGGCUGCCGCUUUACCUGUCUAAAGGGCAAGGAGUGGAAGAUGGAGAUGCAUAUGGAGACGCUUCACAAUCGUCCGGAUGCACCCAAUCUUGCGGACGUUGGAGCGUAUCUGUCACAACGAAGGCAGCGUUUUCCCACACAAGAUGCGGUGAAAUCGAAGGUAGAGGAACUAUUUUACAAGGCAUCCAGGGGAGUUAUCAUUCCGGACGAACGUCGGCGGUGGCUGCGCCAGCAUGGCGUCUUGGUGAAGAAAAAUCCCCGAACAGAGGAGACAUAUAUUGAUUCGGAUGCACUACGACGGCCCGCAAAUGCCGCAACAAAUAAAGCAGUUGAAGGACACCAGGGACAAAAAGAGCAACAACAACAACAACAACAGCAGCAGCAGCAGAACGACGAGGAAAGUGGAGAGAAGGAGGAGAACACGGAGAUGAAUGUUCCACCGGUUUCCAUUAAAAACCCACAUGAAGAGGGGAUUACUGUAAAUGAAAAUCCCGCGAUGGCAGCGCCAAACCCUUCAGCCCACGGCCGUCCAAAGCGGAUUAUUCCUCUUGGCCCAAACGGUACCCUGACACGAGGCCAGAAGGUGCAGCUUAUCCGUGACAGAUAUCGUGAUGCAAAGACCGUUCCUCGCUUCUACGUGUGUCACCGCUGUGGGGAGAAGGGCAACCAUUGGGUUGACGAAUGCCCCAAGAGGGACGACGAGAACUUUGGACGGCAAACCGUUUGGGGUGAGGAGCGUCUUGAGCCGGCACGGCAGAAACACCGCACGGAGGGCGAAAAGGAAGAAGAGAAAGCAAAAACAAAAAACAUAAAUGAGAAUGAGGGACAAAUGGAGGACAUCCCUUCACCCCCAGGAGGUGGUGGGGGGAACACAAAAGGCAGCACGACAGCUUUUUGCGAGGGAAAGGACCUGGCGGAGGAUGACGGGGCCUUGGAGCUUGUGGAGGAUGACGCUGACCCGCCGGCCGAAUCGUCUGCGAGGAGGGACGACGCCACGGGAGACUCAACAAACCCGACGACGGAGGUCAGCCGGAUUUUGGCGCCUGUUGCCGCCGCCGCCCUAACGAAAAAAAAGGGGAAAGCACAACAGAUGGGAUCGUCACGAUCCCGCACUCGGCCGCCCCCGCCACCCACACUGUAUGAGCGUCUGGUGGAAUCCCGAAAAGCGAAUGAGCAGGGCCUUCUUCUUCAGGCCUUUCGUUUUUUUGUCAUGCGUAGAUUUUUUGAGCCGCUGUGA